This is a messenger RNA of Phycomyces blakesleeanus NRRL 1555(-), 1602 nucleotides long. RefSeq lists its product as hypothetical. NCBI's taxonomy places the organism in Eukaryota, Fungi, Mucoromycota, Mucoromycetes, Mucorales, Phycomycetaceae. The transcript has 3 exons. Gene Ontology annotation, molecular function: protein kinase activity; ATP binding. Gene Ontology annotation, cellular component: mitochondrion. The annotation marks the transcript as partial. The record is from RefSeq and is a predicted model, not a curated record. Gene Ontology annotation, biological process: protein phosphorylation.
UUAGUAAGGCUAUGUAGCCGUAUAUUUGCACUGUUGGACCAUUGGAUAUUUGAGCCACUGUUGACUUUGCGACGAUUCACUCAUAUUCUGUUGCUGUUUGUACCCGUUGCAUUAUCGGCACCGGUGGUUUUUCUGGGAAAGCGCACCAAGGAUGGAAAUCGUUCAGGAACUCUGUGGUGGUAUGAUUUCGUGGCAAUGGAGAUGGAAAGAGCAGGACCUACGUUUAUCAAGCUUGCACAAUGGAUUGCUUCUCGCACAGACCUUUUCCCAUCCGCUCUCUGUACUCGACUUUCACGGUUACAUUCUCAAGUGGACCCACAUCAGUUCUCACACACCAAGCGGGUUAUAGAAGCUGCAUUCGGUCAAAGCAUGGAGAGUGUGUUUAGCUCAUUCGAUCCUACUCCUUUGGGUGUAGGUGCAAUUGCGCAAGUUUACAAGGCAACAUUAUAUCCAGAAAUCCUCAAUGGUCACCCUGAUGAUCAGAGCUCACUUAUAAACGAUAAUAUGUCUAAAGAUACGGUCAUUAUAACGGAUAAAAAUGGAGAACAGCGCACGAUGCAUACAACAGUGGCCAUAAAGGUCAUACAUCCAAAAGCCUAUAAUAUUGUCAAUCGUGAUCUCAAAAUUAUGAACUUUUUUGCACAAGUUCUCACAUUUAUUCCCACUUUCCACUGGCUAUCUUUACCAGACGAAGUGCGAGUGUUUGGAGCAAUGAUGAAGGACCAACUGGAUCUGCGAAUAGAAGGGCGUAACUUGGAACGAUUCAACGAGCUUUUUUGUAAUUCUCUCCGGGUUGAAUUUCCGAAGCCUCUUUUAGGCUUCACAACAAAAGAUAUGCUAAUUGAGGAAUAUGAGAAUGGAAUACCAUUGAGUAUGUUUCUUGAAAAUGCAGCGUAUGCGAAAAAAAUGGGUGAACAAGUGGGAAUAUAUGACCAUAAAUUGGCAGAUAUUGGUAAGAUGUUUUGUCAUAUGCUCAUUUUCCACAACUUUGUCCACGCGGAUCUGCAUCCCGGAAACAUCAUGGUUAAGUUUUAUAAGCCAUCGGCAUAUCAUCCUCUCCGGAAGGCAUGGUCAAAUAUUACAGGAAAAGAGCUUAAAGAUGACGGAGACAAAGCAGUAGACAAGAUUAUGGCAUUACGACAUGACCCUGAGGCAGUAAGAAAAGAGCUCGACAGCCUUGAGAGUGAAGGUUAUGCUCCUCGUUUAGUCUUUAUUGACACCGGUCUUGUUAAUGAGCUGGAUGAUGUCAAUCGAAGAAACUUUCUUGAUUUGUUUCAAGCAAUUGCUCAGUUUGACGGAUAUAAGGCUGGUGAACUUAUGAUCGAACGCUGUCGAAGUCCAGAGCUGGUUAUCAAUUCUGAUAUCUUUGCUUUACGCAUGCAAAAUUUGAUUAUUGGACUGAAACAGAAUACCUUUAAACUUGGUGCAGUGAGGAUUGGUGGUCUUUUAAACGAAACAAUGAAUAUGGUGCGGUCUCAUCACGUAAAACUAGAGGGAGACUUUGUAAAUGUGAUUGUCAGCAUUAUGCUUCUUGAAGGUAUUGGUCGCCAGCUAGACCCAGGACUAGACCUCUUCAAAAUGGCAUUACCUGUUCUUCGUGAA